This is a messenger RNA of Cajanus cajan (pigeon pea), 1484 nucleotides long. RefSeq names its product golgi nucleotide sugar transporter 3 (gene GONST3). The record is from RefSeq and is a predicted model, not a curated record. Lineage: Eukaryota; Viridiplantae; Streptophyta; Magnoliopsida; Fabales; Fabaceae.
ACCAAAGAAUGAAUCCGGUGAGGAAGAAGAGAUUCAGAGUUAACAGAAGUGAAGAAGGGGUUCUGUGGUGUGUGCGACAGCGUCGAACUUUUCUUCCAUUCCCUUCUGAUGUCUAAAGAUAGUGAUGUGGAAAACCCUACUAAUAACCCCACUGUUCAAAAGGGUGUGGAUGUGAAUGGCAAUUUGAAUGUGAGUCAUGUUGAGGGAAAUUGGUACACUUCAUUGGUGCAUCAAAUUUCUGUAUAUGGUGUGGCUGCUGGGUAUUGUUUAUCUGCAUCAUUGCUUUCCAUUAUCAACAAAUGGGCAGUGAUGAAAUUCCCUUACCCUGGUGCCCUAACCGCCUUGCAGUACUUCACCAGCGCCGCCGGGGUCUUCCUCUGCGGCCGGCUGAAGCUCCUGGAGCAUGACUCCCUUGACCUUAUGACCCUGUGGCGGUUUUUGCCGGCUGCUAUAAUAUUUUACCUGUCCCUUUUCACCAACAGUGAGCUGCUCCUACAUGCCAAUGUUGACACCUUCAUUGUGUUCCGCUCGGUCGUUCCCUUGUUUGUCGCGGUAGGGGAGACACUGUUCUUGCACCAGCCAUGGCCGUCGGCGAAGACGUGGGCCUCCCUGGCCACCAUCGUUGCCGGCAGUGUGCUCUAUGUGGUCACUGAUUAUCAGUUUACUUUCAUGGCUUACAGCUGGGCGCUGGCCUACUUGGUUAGCAUGACCAUAGAUUUUGUUUACAUAAAACAUGUGGUUAUGACCAUUGGCUUGAACACAUGGGGUCUUGUGCUGUACAAUAAUCUUGAGGCUCUUUUGCUCUUUCCCCUGGAGCUGCUGAUUAUGGGGGAGCUGAAGAAGAUUAAGCAUGAUAUCGAUGAUGAGACUGAUUGGCACUCGUUCCAGGUCAUUUUGCCGGUGGGAUUGUCGUGUCUGUUUGGUCUAUCGAUCUCGUUCUUUGGAUUUUCUUGCCGCAGGGCGAUUUCUGCAACCGGAUUUACUGUCCUUGGUAUAGUGAACAAGUUGUUGACAGUUGUGAUCAAUUUGGUGAUAUGGGACAAGCAUUCAACAUGGGUGGGUACGGUGGGACUUCUGAUUUGUAUGCUGGGUGGGAUUAUGUAUCAGCAAUCAACAAGCAAGCCCAAGGCUGCAAAACAGGCAAGUGCACAAGAAAAGGAGGAGGAACAACAGAAGUUGCUUGAAAUGCAAGGCACUUCAGUGGCCAACAUCAAUAAUAAUGAUGUUAAUAAACCAAGGGAGGAAAGAUGAAAUUAUUUUCUUGUAGAACAAUUCCAUAUUUCCUUUCAAGUGUAUGUUUGUUUUACAGGUAUUUGAUAUAAAUUAUGCUCUCAUUUUUUGUAACUGUUAAUUCACAAUUCUUUACAGAGCUAUCCCUUUGAAUGGCAAGCUAAUUGGCAUUCUGGUAUGUAGGGUUUUAUUUACUUAGAGGCUGUUAUAUAAAAUCUAUUAUUUAAGUACCUGAUAGAUAAAAUUUUCUUCAA